AUGGAGUCUGGAUGUCGCUGCGGCUCCAUUGACCCUGUGGUCGACUUCGCCGAACAGCCACAGUACAAACAGGGUCGCGGCUACCGUCCCCAAGAUUGUGCAUCCAGCCCCAGUUCCGGUUCCCAGGAUGGCGCAUACAGCUCCAGUUCCGGAGCUUCACUGCUGCCGGCAGUUCUUCAGUUGUGUGAACGUUCCUCAGUUUCGGCUCCAAGAAAAGGAGAAGUACCAGCAGAGCACUUCCCCGUAAGUUCAGAGUUCCUCCAUGUUUUUGUUUCGUUCGUCGCCAACAGUUUUCAAUUCCAUGUCUUGCAGUCCGUAAGAGGAUUUAGACUUACCAGAAUUGCAAGAACUGCAACAGCGAGCGUAAAUGCCAAAGGUUUUUGGCGCUUGGCGGCGGUGAGGCGUGCCCCCUUCUGGUUCGUCGUUUCCGACGUCGAGAAGGACGGGAUGUCAAUGAUGGGAGACGAGAUUGACUACAUGAAGGAGCCACUGCAGCGGAAGAUGCAGGAGCAGCCACACGAUGCUGACACGGCGGUGGUGUUGUUGAGCCUCUUCCUGGAAUCAAACCUAAACGAGAUGAAGCUAGGAGAGGGCGACACCCAGGUGGAGAUGUACUGUGCCGCCAAAUCAUACAUUUUUGAGGUUUCUAUGGGGAUCCUUCAGGUGUUCCUCAACUUUCGUCUUUAGAUGAUGAAUGUGAUUCUUCUGCUGGUUGGCUUGAGCACAAGGGCCAUUCGAGAUCACUGGGAGGAAGCCCUGUUGGCCUCGCUA
Messenger RNA from Lolium rigidum, 771 nucleotides. RefSeq lists its product as uncharacterized. NCBI's taxonomy places the organism in Eukaryota, Viridiplantae, Streptophyta, Magnoliopsida, Poales, Poaceae. The transcript is spliced from 6 exons. The record is from RefSeq and is a predicted model, not a curated record. Bases 1 to 687 code for a protein of 228 amino acids.